AUGAAAAUCAUUUCAAUCCUAAAGAUAAUUUCUUGUCUAGGGAUAGUUUCAGCUAGCCCUCGUCUUAAGUAUAACUCAAUUUUUAGCUUUGGGGACUCAUAUGCUGACACAGGAAAUUUUCUCCUUUCAGGAGCCCUUGCAUAUCCAGUCAUUGGAAAGCUUCCUUAUGGCGAAACUUACUUUCAUCGUGCCACCGGACGUUGCUCUAAUGGCCGUCUUGUAGUCGACUUCAUUGCUGAGGCAUAUGGAUUACCUUAUCUGCCACCAUAUUUGGCACUUGCUAAAGGUGACCAGAAAUUCGAGCAUGGAGGGAAUUUUGCAGUUGCUGGAGCUACUGCAAUAGACGCAAAAUUUUUCUAUGAUCGCAAGAUUGGACAGCUCUUGUGGACAAAUGAUUCAUUGAGUGUUCAACUUGGGUGGUUCAAGAAGCUCAAAUCUACACUUUGUUCCACGAAAGAAGAUUGUGCGAAGUAUUUCGAAAGAUCUCUAUUUCUCGUGGGUGAGAUCGGUGGCAAUGACUACAACUAUCCAUUUUUUGUUGGCGGAACCAUUAAACAACUUAAAGCUCUUGUCCCACUGGUAGUUGAAACCAUUGUUGCUGCCACUAGUAUGUUGAUAGAAGGAGGAGCAGUAGAAUUAAUAGUACCAGGAAACUUGCCAAUUGGUUGCAUUGCUGCGUAUCUAACCUUGUUUAGAACACCGAAUAAAUCAGCUUAUGAUCAAAAUGGCUGCUUAAAAGCAUAUAAUGCUUUCUCCGAGUACCACAAUUCUCAGCUCAAACUUGCCCUGGAGACAUUAAGACAAAAAUACCCCCAUGCAAAAAUUAUUUACGCUGAUUAUUAUGGAGCUGCCGAGAGAUUUUUCCACUCCCCCAAGCAUUAUGGAUUUUCCGAAGGGGCUCUAGUGGAUUGUUGCGGAGGGGGUGGGCCAUACAAUUUCAACAAUUCAGCGAGGUGUGGGUACCCUGGAUCAAGAGCCUGUUUGGAUCCAUCAACUUAUGCAAAUUGGGAUGGAAUCCAUUUAACUGAAAGUGCCUACCGACAUAUAGCUAUGGGUUUGGUUAAUGGGCCCUUCACUUCUCCACCUCUAACAUUUCCUCCAUUAUAUGAUUUUUGA
This is a messenger RNA of Fraxinus pennsylvanica, 1116 nucleotides long. The record is from the annotation of a GenBank genome assembly. Lineage: Eukaryota; Viridiplantae; Streptophyta; Magnoliopsida; Lamiales; Oleaceae.